AUGCAAUUGCAAGCUCCAGAUAUGCGAGCAUUUCGAGGAAUUUACGUUUGGAAAAACCUCUCCUCUCUAAACCCUAAUCCUGUUAUCACCUGCAAAUCCCCAAAUUAUCCUCCAUUUCCCCGCAAAUUCUGUUCAACUCUCAACAUCACCACCACCGAUGAAACUGCCGCCACCAGCUGGACAACCUCUACUUCUCCUAAUACCUCAACAGUCCAAGCAACUUACGACCCUACCAGCGGUCGUCUUGUUACCAAACGGGAACCCAGCAAUAAGAAGGAAGAACCCGACCCCGGAGUCGAAAAUAGUGGAAAUACCUCGAGUAUAGACCAGGGGAGCAGAAUAUAUGGGGAUAUUAUAGGUUCUAGUAGUGUUGGCCGUAGUAUAAGGAAGAAAGGGAAGAGUAGGAGUUUCUACGUGUGUGAGGAUUGUGGAUAUUCUGAUGGGCAGUGGUGGGGGACGUGUAAGCAGUGCGAGAAAGUUGGCACUAUGAAGCGAUUCAGUGAGGGCGCACAGAGGAAAGUGAGCGGCUUUGAGGCAUCGGAAAAUGCUUUGAGGUCUUGGCUGCCACAGCACGUCUCUGCCUCUGCGCCUAUCAAGUUGUCUGAUGUGAAUAGUCAGAUAAAUGAAUUGAGUUGGCGAAUAUCUUUGCCUGGACAGUUCGGAGCUGAAGUAGAGAGGGUUCUUGGUGGUGGUCUUGUGCCAGGUUCUCUAGUAUUGGUUGGUGGUGAUCCAGGUGUUGGCAAAAGCACAUUAUUGUUGCAGAUUGCAGCAUUAAUAUCGGAAGGAAAUGAUACAGAGGAUUCAGCUCGAGUUAUAUAUGUAUCAGGUGAAGAGAGUGUUGAGCAAAUUGGAAAUAGAGCUGAUCGUCUGAGAAUUGUAACAGAAGACCUUUUUUUAUAUUCGAGUACAGACAUCGAGGACAUUCUAAAACAGGCUCAGGUUUUUUCCCCACGGGCUUUAGUCAUUGAUUCCAUUCAGACGGUCUAUCUGAGAGAAGCGACUGGAAAUGCUGGGAGCCAUGUCCAGGUGAAAGAAUGCACUUCGGCCUUACUGCGAUUUGCAAAGAAGACAAACAUACCGAUACUUUUGACUGGCCAUGUGACUAAAGAUGGAGAAAUUGCUGGACCUCGUGUCUUGGAGCACAUUGUUGAUGUUGUUCUGUAUAUGGAGGGGGAGAAGUACUCAUCACAUCGAUUGCUUCGGUCAGUGAAGAAUCGUUUUGGAUCCACAGAUGAGCUUGGAGUUUUCCAGAUGUCUCAGUCAGGACUAGAAGGAGUUUCAAAUCCCAGUGACAUGUUUUUAAGUGAACAUCACUCUGAUUCUGACUAUCUCGCUGGAUUAGCUAUUUCUGUGAUGAUGGAUGGAUCCCGAGCUUUUGUAAUUGAAAUUCAGGCAUUAUGCGUAGCGGGAUCAUCAGUUCCUAGGCAUGUAAAUGGUGUUCCAGGGAGCAGAGCUGACAUGAUCAUCUCAGUUAUUGUGAAGCAAGCUGGUCUAAAGCUACAAGAGAAUGGCAUUUUCCUUAAUGUGGUUAGUGGGGUACACCUAACGGAGACAGCUGGAGACCUAGCGAUAGCAGCCGCAAUUUGCAGCAGCUUCUUGGAGUUCCCUAUACCGAGUGGCAUAGCAUUCAUUGCGGAAAUUGGUCUCGGUGGUGAACUUCGCACGGUGCCACAAUUGGAGAAAAGGAUUAACACACUGGCAAAGCUUGGAUAUAAAAAGUGCAUCGUUCCCAAGUCAGCAGAGAAAAAUUUGUCAGAAAUGCAUUCUGAGGGAAUGGAGAUUUUGGGAUGUAACAAUUUGAAGGAGAUGAUUCACACUGUAUUCAGAAGAGGCUGA
Messenger RNA from Fraxinus pennsylvanica, 1836 nucleotides. NCBI's taxonomy places the organism in Eukaryota, Viridiplantae, Streptophyta, Magnoliopsida, Lamiales, Oleaceae. The record is from the annotation of a GenBank genome assembly.